Molecule: messenger RNA, 2055 nt
Organism: Chanos chanos (milkfish)
Lineage: Eukaryota; Metazoa; Chordata; Actinopteri; Gonorynchiformes; Chanidae
Gene: prkg1b
Product: protein kinase cGMP-dependent 1b
Exons: 18
Coding region: 1-2055 (684 amino acids)
Biological process (GO): protein phosphorylation
Molecular function (GO): ATP binding; cGMP-dependent protein kinase activity
Source: RefSeq, a predicted model, not a curated record
AUGGGCACUUUACGCGACCUCCAGUACGCUUUACAGGAGAAGAUAGAGGAGCUCAGACAGCGGGACGCACUUAUUGAUGAACUGGAGCUAGAACUGGACCAGAAAGAUGAGUUGAUACAGAAGCUUCAAAAUGAACUGGAUAAAUAUCGUUCUGUUAUCAGACCGGCAACUCAACAAGUUCACAAACAAAGCGUCUUGCAAGAACAACAAAGGACGAAGAGGCAGGCUAUAUCAGCUGAGCCAACAGCCUUUGACAUCCAGGAUCUCAGUCACGUAACUCUUCCUUUCUACCCAAAGAGCCCACAGUCUAAGGACUUAAUCAAAGAGGCUAUUCUUGACAACGAUUUCAUGAAGAACCUUGAGCUUUCACAAAUCCAGGAGAUUGUGGAUUGCAUGUAUCCAGUGGAGUAUGACAAAGAGAGCUGCAUAAUUAAAGAGGGGGAUGUGGGCUCCCUUGUCUAUGUAAUGGAAGAUGGGAAGGUGGAAGUGACGAAGGAAAGCGUGAAGCUGUGCACCAUGGGACCAGGGAAAGUGUUUGGGGAACUGGCUAUUCUCUACAACUGCACCAGGACAGCCACUGUGAAGACUCUCACUAAUGUGAAGCUAUGGGCCAUCGACCGCCAAUGUUUCCAGACCAUUAUGAUGAGGACAGGUCUCAUCAAGCAUGCCGAAUACAUGGAGUUUUUAAAGAGUGUUCCAACUUUCCAGGGCCUUCCAGAAGAAAUACUCAGCAAACUUGCUGAUGUGCUUGAAGAGACUCACUAUGGGGAUGGAGAAUACAUCAUCAGACAAGGGGCAAGAGGAGACACGUUCUUCAUCAUCAGCAAAGGAAAGGUGAAUGUUACACGGGAAGACUCACCCAAUGAUGCUCCUGUAUACCUGCGUACCUUGACCAAAGGGGAUUGGUUCGGCGAGAAAGCCCUGCAAGGAGAGGACAUAAGGACAGCCAAUGUCAUUGCCGCCGAAGCUGUCACCUGCCUGGUCAUUGACAGAGACUCCUUUAAACACCUGAUUGGAGGUCUUGAUGACGUGUCAAACAAAGGCUAUGAGGAUGCUGGUGCCAAGGCAAAAUAUGAAGCAGAAAAUGCCUUCUUCUCCAACCUGAAGCUGGUGGAUUUCAACAUCAUUGACACCCUGGGUGUGGGAGGAUUUGGACGAGUUGAACUGGUGCAGCUCAAAAGUGAGGAGACCAAAACAUUUGCAAUGAAAAUUCUGAAGAAGCGUCACAUUGUGGACACACGACAACAGGAGCAUAUCCGUUCAGAAAAACAGAUUAUGCAGGAGGCUCAUUCUGACUUCAUAGUUAGACUGUACAGGACAUUCAAAGAUAGCAAGUAUCUGUAUAUGUUGAUGGAGGCCUGUCUGGGAGGAGAAUUAUGGACCAUCCUUAGGGACAGAGGUUCCUUUGAAGAUUCAACCACACGGUUUUACACAGCAUGUGUGGUGGAAGCCUUCGCCUACCUGCAUUCCAAAGGAAUAAUCUACCGGGAUCUCAAGCCGGAAAACCUCAUACUGGAUCACAGAGGCUACGCCAAGCUAGUGGAUUUUGGCUUCGCUAAAAAGAUAGGAUUUGGAAAGAAAACAUGGACUUUCUGUGGAACGCCUGAAUAUGUCGCUCCAGAGAUUAUCUUGAACAAAGGCCAUGAUAUCUCAGCUGACUAUUGGUCUCUCGGGAUUCUCAUGUAUGAACUUUUGACUGGAAGCCCACCAUUCUCAGGGCCAGAUCCCAUGAAGACCUACAACAUUAUCCUGAGGGGUAUCGACAUGAUUGAAUUUCCAAAGAAGAUCACAAAAAAUGCUGCAAAUUUAAUAAAGAAACUAUGCAGGGAUAAUCCAACUGAACGAUUAGGAAACUUGAAAAAUGGAGUCAAAGAUAUCCAAAAGCACAAGUGGUUUGAGGGCUUUAACUGGGAAGGGUUGCGUAAAGGGACCCUCACUCCUCCAAUCAUCCCUGAUGUCUCAUCACCCACUGACACAAGUAAUUUCGACAGUUUCCCAGAGGACAAUGAAGACCCCCCUCCAGAUGACAACUCAGGAUGGGAUAAUGAUUUUUAA